AUGCCCCCACCCGAAAAGCACGGCGGCGGCUACGUGCCGGCCCUCGGUGGCCCGUACUCGUUCCCCAUACAAAGACGAUCUACAGCCCAGCCAGAACCAAGCCCAAGAGCGGCUCCCCGAGACAGCUACCAGCACUUCGAGCACUCAAAAGGCGUCUCUCACUCAACGAGACAUGAGUUGCACGGAAAGCCCUUUCUUCCCCCUCCUCGAGCAUACACGAGCAACCCACAAAUAAAUAACAAUCACAACCACAGCCACAACCCCAUCCAACAAGCCCAUCUCGGACGUCCAGCACGAGUAGAAACGAUGCCUCAUCUUCAGUAUCAUGGUUUGAACCAUGGCGGUGAUUUUGUACCCAGUAUUGCACGCUCGCCGUAUGGCACGCGGAAUCCCGCCGAUUAUCGGUCGAAUACGACAGACGGCGCCUUUUCCCCCGGCAAAGACACACUGUAUGGACUCGGAACCCCAGAGGCCGGUCGUCGAGAUGAACGGCAUGGGGGAGGUUACGUUCCUGUGUUAAAGACAGCUGGGACAAAUAACUCUCGUUCGCAUGAUGGACGGAGUGGGUUUUUGAAGCAUUUGAAAAGAUGA
Aspergillus puulaauensis is the source of this 591-nucleotide messenger RNA. RefSeq lists its product as uncharacterized. The coding region runs from base 1 to 591 and encodes 196 amino acids. NCBI's taxonomy places the organism in Eukaryota, Fungi, Ascomycota, Eurotiomycetes, Eurotiales, Aspergillaceae. The transcript has a single exon. The record is from RefSeq and is a predicted model, not a curated record.